Durio zibethinus is the source of this 2209-nucleotide messenger RNA. RefSeq lists its product as uncharacterized. The record is from RefSeq and is a predicted model, not a curated record. NCBI's taxonomy places the organism in Eukaryota, Viridiplantae, Streptophyta, Magnoliopsida, Malvales, Malvaceae.
UCUCUCUCAUUAAAAGCUCCCUCUCUACAAGACUUUUCUCAGUCACCACCAGGGUCCAUCUCUCUCUCUCUCUCUCUCUCUGUAGAAUUCCUGUAGAGGGAGCAAUAGCUGAUGAUGUUGAAUGAUCAAUCUUUCUAAAAACUUUUCCCUCUUUUUCUUUCCUUAAAUCAUAUUAACCUUCUUUCUUUGACUUUCUUUCCAUUCCCAUUUUUCUUCUUCUUCACUUUUUCUUCCCUUUGUUGUUUUCUUCCCAAUCAUUUCUCAGAAACCCUUUCUUUGCUCUUUUUUCUAAUCCAAAUCCAAAGAUCUCUGCAACCCAAUUCUUCUUUUCACCUGAUUAAUCUAAAUUCCUAUCUGGGUAUCUUCGGUUUGAUCUUUUUCCCUUGUAAAGUUUCAAUUCUUUUUUAAUUUAUUGGAUUGUAUGAACUACUUAUUCUGCUAAAUGAAGAAGAAAAGUAUAUCUUUUUUAUUGGAUCUUUGCUGUAAGAGAAGCUUCCUAGGAAUUCUCUGAUUUUUUUUUUUGUUGUAUCAUCAACAUUUCUUUCUCUCUUUCCCAAUUUUUAAUGAUUUAAUCUACACCAAAGCCCCACCAAUCCAGCUCAUUUAACCAGGGAUGUCCUCUUAAUCUAUUCAUCAGAUCACAUUCCAAAGUUUCCAUAUUUCCUUCAUUGUUUUUCCUUUUCCUUUUCCUCUGUUUCCUCUGUUCUUUUUUGGAUGUUAUGGGUUGUGCUAGUUCCAAGCAAAAACGAUGCCGGCAUUGCCAGGCUCCUUAUUCACCUGUUCCAAGAAGCUAUUCAAUGCAGGUGCAUCAUCCGGCUCAGCACAAGGGCGAUAGCUACCAUAUUGUAGCUUUAACAUCCACCACAUUAGGCACACUCAAGCUAGAUGCCACCCACCAAAAUAAUGGCAGUAGCAUCAACGUUGCAGCAUUUAAUGGCAAUCUGGAAUCCGGCACUAAAAUCAAUGGGAGUGUAAAGGAAUUCGAGGAGGAGAGUAAAGGGUUGGCUAUGGAAGUGAUUGAAGCAAAAGUUUGGUCGAAAAUGAUUGAAGAUAAGAUCCACAAAGUUGUUCCGAAAACCCCAAUUAGGACUCCUCCUGGAGAGCCUGAAACAAUCAAUACAUGGGAAAUGAUGGCAGGGCUUGAAGAUGUCAGUCCUCUUCGUUCUCCAGGUCAUUUCAGGAGCUUUUCUUUUGAUGUUGUUAGGAGUUUAUCACGUAAAGAAAACGGCACGGUGUCUCCAAAGUCUAUGUGGCUGCAAAUUGAAGAUGACGAUGAUCACAAAUCGGAUUCGGGGAUUAUGGAUUUUGACCCGGAAAUAAUUUCUAGCUUUAGGAAAACGCUUGAACAGCUCCCUUCAGAUAACCCUUUUCAUCUCAGACCUCAGGAGAAUGAAAAAGAGCAAGAUUAUGAGAAGAAAGUAAAUGGGGUUGUUGUUUCAGAUUGUAAGCUUAAGGAUAAGGUUGUUGUGUACUUUACAAGUUUAAGAGGGGUUCGGAAGACAUACGAGGAUUGUUGUCAUGUUAGAGUGAUCCUGAAAAGCCUAGGAAUUCGUAUAGAUGAACGAGAUGUUUCAAUGCAUUCUGGGUUUAAAGAGGAACUGAAAGAGCUAAUGGGGGAAGGGUUCAAAGGUGGAUUGCCAAGGGUAUUUGUGGGGAAAAAAUACAUUGGUGGAGCUGAGGAAAUAAGGCGAAUGCAUGAAGAAGGUCAGCUAGAGAAGGCGGUUGAAGGGUGUGAAAUGGUGGAUGAUGAAGGUGGAGGCAAUUGUGGAGCCUGUGAGGCUUGUGGUGACAUCAGGUUUGUGCCUUGUGAGACUUGUUCAGGGAGUUGUAAAGUGUAUUAUGAAGAUGUUGAUAAAGAAGAAGAACAAGAAGAAGGAGAAGAAAAUGAAGGUGAGUUUGGAUUUCAAAGGUGUCCUGAUUGUAAUGAAAAUGGACUUAUCCGCUGUCCAAUUUGCUGCUACUAAUUAGUUCAUGAAAGACAGAAAAUUUUCCACUCCAUUUUUUUCCGUGUUUUUUUUUAAUCUUUUUUUGGUGAGUUUUCUGUUGUACAGUGAGGAGUUUCCAUGGUAUAAUUUCAGUUCAAGGAACAAGAUAAUGUAUUGUUAUAAGCAGUUUUCUUUAUCAUUACCAGUCAUGUGCUUUUGUGCCUGUAUGUUUCCUUCUAAAAGGAAACUUGUAUACUUUCCAACAAAUGGAGAUUAUAUCUUGA